AAGGAGUUACUACAGUGCACAAACAGAAGGCACGCUGGCGGCAAAACGACCGUCUCAGUCGGAAGUCCCUGAUCAUCGCAUACGCAGCAUUGGAUCAAUGGGUAGUGGGAGGCGGUUCACAGGUCGAGGCUGAAAAGGAAAGGGCCGAACUAGAAGCACUAGAAAACGACCGGGAAGGGGAUGAAAUCACAUCUUCCCUCGAGAAUGCACACAUCCGCGACGAGGUCUCCAUGUCCAGCAAUACCGAAGAGGACAAUGAAUUUUUCGCAGUCAAGGAAGACACCCACGGCGGCAAAGGCGCCUUCGCGCGCAAGCCCAUCGAGCGCGGCACCCUCCUCCUCGCCGAGGAACCCCUGCUCCCUAGCCCCGCAUCUUACAAAGAAGACGGCCCCCUCUCGGCCGAAAUCAUCCUCGCCCUCGUUGAGCGCCUUUCUCCCGCCGAAGUUGCCCGCCUCCUCACCCUCAAGAACUCCCGCGCCGGCGACCCCUACCACUGCUUUGUGGGCAUAUGGCAGACGAACGCGUUCUCUGGCGCCGGCAUCUGCGUCACCGCGGCGCGCUUCAACCACUCAUGCGUUCCGAACGCGCGUUACUCGUGGCAUGCGGAGAGCAAGCGGCAGCGCAUCUUCGCGUUGAGACGCAUUGAGGCGGGCGAGGAGAUCUGCGUGUCGUAUCUGAUGAAUCGAAACAUCUAUGGCUCGAGUCGGGCCGCGCGGAGGGCGUGGCUAGAGGAGGAUUAUCGCUUCGUGUGCAUGUGUGCUGUGUGCGGAGCGAGCGACGAAGAAGUGGCGAAGAGCGACCACAGGCGGAACAUGCUAGCGCGCAUCUGGCGCGCGCUGCCGACGAUGCAGGACGACCCACGGCUGGCGGUAUCAGAGGUAGCCAGUGCCAUCCGCAUGAUGCGCGAGGAGGGGUACCACGCCGACGCGGACGACUUCGCGACGGAGGCGGUGAAUUGCUGCGCGGCAUUUUCGGACUGGGAGAGCGCGAAGUAUUGGGCGGGGGUCAUGUAUGAGAGUAGGAGGGCAGAGUUUGGGGAGGAUAGUCGGUAUGCGAGGGAGGCGAAAGCGAUGAUGGAGAACCCUGGGGAUCGGAGGAGAAUGCCUAUGGCGGGGAUGUUCAAGGGGGUGUCGUUCACGGAUAUUCGUGUAUGAUAGGGUCUUGCGUUGCGGUACAAGGGAACCCUUCGUCUGUAAGGGGUGGAACAUCGUCUUCAUCGUUGUUGUAUGGACUUCGACCUCGCCAGCGUUGGACUUUGACCCGUAUUAGGUGUUCAAUGUCGUCAAGGUCGGCGCAUUCGGCCAGGGCAUUGCGGAACUUGUUGAACCAUGGUCGCCUCGCACACUGAAAGUCGAUGAAGUGCUUGAUAUGCAGCUUGAUCGUCGUCAAAGUUGCUGUACCCGGAUAUGAUCGACAGAGAUCCAGAUACUCGCAGGAUAUGGCGACCGGGUCAGGCAAGAUCUCCGCGAAGAUGCAAGGAUUCCCAAGCAGCGUCUCC
Messenger RNA from Schizophyllum commune H4-8, 1498 nucleotides. Its product is annotated as SET domain-containing protein. Lineage: Eukaryota; Fungi; Basidiomycota; Agaricomycetes; Agaricales; Schizophyllaceae. The coding region runs from base 231 to 1154 and encodes 307 amino acids. The record is from RefSeq and is a predicted model, not a curated record. Gene Ontology annotation, molecular function: protein binding. The transcript is spliced from 4 exons.